AUGUACAGAUAUGUUGAGUUUCACAUCAACUCAAUAUUGCUGGACAUUACACUGCCUCCUGGACCUGAAGCCACACCCACUACAAUACUGGUAAAAGUUAGUAAAAGAACCACAUUAGCUCAAUUGAAGGAGGAGCUAGUUCCACUGAUUGGUGUACCACCUACUGGUUUUAGAGUGUAUAGAAUUAUUGGUAAUGAAGAAUAUGAAAUGAAAAAACUGGAUGAGACAUUUAAGGAUGGAUCAAAGUUGAUAGUAAGGCUGGGUAGAGAAUUAAGAAGAGGAGAGAAAAGAAUUAAAUUAUAUUUAUUACAAGUUAACAACACAGAGUUUUGUAAGUAUAUGAUGGAGUCUAUUGUUGCUGAGGAUAUACCAGUGAGAGAAUUGAAGAAACAAAUUAUUGAAGAAGUGAAAGUACUAGGAAUUGACUUUGUCCUUGAAUUAGACAAAAUGAGAUUACGUGAAAAGAAUGGAGUGUCCCCUGGUAGAGUAUAUCUUGAUCAUGAGAGGAUUGGUGAUGACUGGAUUUUUGCUACUAAUAAGGAAAUACAUGUAUACGUGGAACCAUUGAAAGCUUGUACAGUGAAGCCUUUUGAUCCUAAGGUCAAGCUGUCAGAGUUAAGUGGAGUUCCUGCUGAGUAUAUCUAUUAUUCACAGGAACUAUCAUUUCCAGUUGAUAUAUCAUGUCUUGAUAUUGAGAAUAAGUUGAGAUGGUAUUCCAUCACUUCAGACAGAUACUUAUUAGGACUAUAUGAUGGAUAUGUCCUAUAUUACAAGUACUAA
This is a messenger RNA of Amphimedon queenslandica, 780 nucleotides long. Its product is annotated as ubiquitin carboxyl-terminal hydrolase 47-like. Bases 1 to 780 code for a protein of 259 amino acids. The record is from RefSeq and is a predicted model, not a curated record. The transcript is spliced from 8 exons. Lineage: Eukaryota; Metazoa; Porifera; Demospongiae; Haplosclerida; Niphatidae.